Molecule: messenger RNA, 1047 nt
Organism: Penicillium macrosclerotiorum
Lineage: Eukaryota; Fungi; Ascomycota; Eurotiomycetes; Eurotiales; Aspergillaceae
Exons: 1
Coding region: 1-1047 (348 amino acids)
Molecular function (GO): oxidoreductase activity, acting on the CH-OH group of donors, NAD or NADP as acceptor
Source: RefSeq, a predicted model, not a curated record
AUGAUGGACAGCGUCUCCCUUGUGACAGGCGCAAGCGGAUUUAUCGCCAGUCACGUCGUCCAACAGUUACUCGAAAGAGGGCAGAAAGUUCACGCAACGGUCCGCAGUGUCCGAAAUACGAAGAAAAUCAAACAUCUCCUAGAUAUGCAGGAGCGAUGGCCGUGCAAGCUGACCUUGUUUGAAGCGGACCUGCUUGUGCCUGGAUCCUUCGACACUGCAGUAAAAGGCUGCUCCGUGGUCUACCAUAUAGCUUCGCCUUUCUUUAUCGAGAACAAAAUCCACGAUGGCCAGAAAGAACUUGUUGAACCGGCUCUCAAAGGAACACAGCAUGUUCUUGAUGCGGUCCAGAAAUGCGAAACAGUCAAGCUUGUUGUUCUUACCUCUUCAGUUGCGGCUAUCUUUGGUGAUUAUGCAGAUGUGCGGCAAAUGAAGGACAACACGCUCUCUUCCAAUUAUUUCAAUACGACUAGCACGGUAAACCACAAUGCCUACUCCUAUUCCAAAGCAAUCGCCGAGAAAGAGGCCUGGAAGUUAUACAAGGCACAGCCAAAUCCUCCUCGAUGGAGGUUAGUGACCAUCAACCCUGGAUUUGUUCUAGGCCCAUCUUUAUCUCCAUUAUCGGAAUCUGGCAGCCUGACACUGCUAGAUCAGCUGCUUCGUGGCGAGCUAUUUUGGGGGGUACCAGACUUAUGGUUUGCAACUGUUGAUGUUAGAGAGGUUGCUUCCGCUCAUAUUCAAGCCGCUCAAAAUCCGAAUUCGCAUGGCCGCUAUAUAUUGGCAGACAGCAAAAUGCACAGUUUUGUCGAGUUUGCUCGUAUUUUAAGAGCUCUCAGCCGCUCUAGAAGAAUUCCAAACCACACGCUCCCAAGUUCCUUGGUACGAUUAUGCGGACCGCUUCUUGGUUUGAGUCGAAAAUGGCUCAGCCUGAAUCUGGGGAUCAAAUUUGACAUUGACAACAAAUCCAGCCUGGACGAGCUGAAAGUUAUCUACCGACCGUUAGAUGAGACUUUGGCAGACUAUUACCGUUCCUGGAAUUCCCGAGGCUAA